Molecule: messenger RNA, 1212 nt
Organism: Ostreobium quekettii
Lineage: Eukaryota; Viridiplantae; Chlorophyta; Ulvophyceae; Bryopsidales; Ostreobiaceae
Source: the annotation of a GenBank genome assembly
AUGCGACUCAUCAACUUUAAGCUUGGCGACGCGUCCGAGGUGGCAUCCAAGCACGACUUCAUCACCGCCGAGGAGUACGAGAGCGGCGCCAGCGAGACGGUUCCCGGCGACCGGGGCGGGGGUUACAACCUGCAGGGCCUGCUGGACACAGCGCACUAUGGCACGGAUGCCGCCACGGAGGAGGAUAGUUGGCAGGUAGACGCCUCCGACUCAGCCUCGGAGAGCAGCCUGUCCAGCCCGGCCCUCGCCUAUUGCCUGAACUGCUCCGAGCGGCGCCACGGCGACGUGUGCGAGACGUGCGGCCACGACGCGGCGGUCGAUCCUCUGACCGUGGCGCCGGUGGUGGACUACGCUUGGCGCCGGCCGGACGUCGACCGGGACGUCGCCAUAGUGUACGACGACAGGAUGACGAUGCACCAGAAGGGGAACUCCAGCCCACACCCAGAGAGGCCGGACCGGCUGAGGGCGAUCAUGUCCAGGCUGUUGAGCUCGGGGCUGGCUGCCCGGUGCAAGAGGAUCGAUUGCAGGGAAGCCACCUUAGAGGAGCUGCUAUGUGUGCACUCUGAACAGCUGGUGGAGAGGAACAAGCAGAUAUCCGACUCUGUGUCCAUGGCCCCUGACAAUGCAUCCCUGCGCCUGAGCGCGGACCUCUACAUCAACAAACACACCUUCCAGUGUGCAAAGCUGGCGGCGGGUGGUUCCGCCCAGGUCGCCGCUGUGGUGGCCAGGAAGGAGGCCUCAGCCGGGGCGGCCAUCGUGCGGCCGCCCGGGCACCAUGCAGAGAGCGGCAAUGCUAUGGGUUUCUGCUUCUUCAACAAUGCGGCAGUGGCGGCCAGGGUGGCCCAGAGGAACGGUGCCCGGAAGGUGAUGAUUGUGGACUGGGAUGUGCACCACGGGAAUGGGACACAAAACAUCUUCCAGGACGACCCAUCGGUACUGUACAUCUCCCUCCACAGAUACGACGGGGGCAGCUUUUAUCCUGGCACAGGUGGGCCCACAGACGUAGGCAGUGGACAAGGGAAGGGCUUCAGCGUGAACAUACCCUGGGACUAUGAUGGCAUGGGCGACGAGGACUAUGUAGCGGCCUUCCAGCAUGUGGUGCUACCGAUCGCCUCCGAGUUCAAGCCGGACAUGACCAUCGUAUCAGCUGGAUUCGAUGCUGCGGAGGGUGAUCCACUUGGUACGUGGGCCUGUGUGGCGUGCUGCUGUUGA